UGACCCGGAGUGGAACUGCUUCACCUGAGCGGUGUUUUCUGAGUUUUUACAUUUUAGUGAUAACAAAUAACAACUCUUUGUCUCUGCUGCACGUGACCACCUCUUAUAGUUUGUAGAUAAAGGAGUGUAUAUAAAACCUCAACUCUAUCACUGUCACCUGUAGGCCUAUAACAUCCUCCAGUCCUCCUGUUUGUGAAGCAGUUUCUAUACCCUCCCUUUUUAGGUGAGCUGCUGUCCAGGUGUACCUGGUGUGAUCCCGCCCUGUUCCAUUCAUAAAGUAUCUGCAGUGAAGAAUAUAUAAAGCUACAGUUGCUCCAGGUGAACUCAGGCUUGUUAUGCUCUUGCUGCUGCUGAGCACAUGUAGUUCAGCUGUAAACAACAACGCCACUGAGUCCAUCGGCUUUGACCAAGUCCAGGAGGCUCAAGAUGAUCCGGUCGAGAAGGACUCAAACCAGGCGAGGAAAGGUGGGAGACAGUCGACGGACACUGUGCAUACAGGUCUGGACCAGAGCCAGGUAGGCUGCAGGGAGCUCCGGUCCACAAAGUACAUCUCUGACGGUCAGUGCACCAGCAACAACCCUAUCAAAGAACUGGUCUGUGCCGGGGAGUGUCUGCCAGCCCAUCUACUGCCAAACUGGAUUGGAGGCGGGUCUAAUAACGGCAGGUACUGGAGCCGCCACGACUCUCAGGAGUGGCGCUGCAUCAUUGACCGGACCAGGACUCAGCGGAUACGGUUGCAGUGUCAGGACGGCACCUCCAGGACCUACAAGAUCAAUGUGGUGACAUCCUGCAAGUGCAAGAGGUACUCCAGAGACCUGAACAACUCAGGACACAAGGACACAUCUAUCCACAAACAGAGGAAGAGUCAGAGGAGGGCCACACCCCCUGACGACCCAACCCGGACACAGUCUGACAACUGAGACUAAACCAGUCCUGUAGUCCCAAAGUCCUUCAUUUUGUAGUUCAGAGUAUGAAACUGUUAUUAACUGCAGUAAACUGUAGUCCUGUUGUAAAUUAAAGUGUAGUAAAGUGUAGUCCACCUCUGGACUUGUAGAUCUGUACUCAACUGUUGUAAACUGCAGUCCUGUAGUAAAAUGUGGUAACUUAAUUCUGUAGGUCUGUAGACAUGUAUGCUUGUAGUAAACUGUAGUAGAGCUGUUUUAAAGGUGCAGUUAAGUGUAGAAACGCUGUAGUAAAAAUGUAGUAAAGCACAGUAUACUGUAGUAAAUGGUAUUAAAGUGUAGUAAUCUGUA
Molecule: messenger RNA, 1253 nt
Organism: Notolabrus celidotus (New Zealand spotty)
Lineage: Eukaryota; Metazoa; Chordata; Actinopteri; Labriformes; Labridae
Product: sclerostin domain-containing protein 1-like
Exons: 4
Coding region: 336-920 (194 amino acids)
Biological process (GO): negative regulation of BMP signaling pathway; negative regulation of Wnt signaling pathway
Molecular function (GO): BMP binding
Source: RefSeq, a predicted model, not a curated record